AUGGAAAUUUAUCUCAGAUUUAAUGAUGAUUUCGAAAAUGAUUACGCUUUCCAAAUCUCAAAUGAAGAUACUAUAAACUCAAAGAUUAAGAAAAUCUUUUCGACUACACCAAAUAAGUCUGGUAUGAAAAACCUUUCAGAUAUAAUGGUUUUAAGACCUUCCAUUUUCCACGAAUGGCAACCUUACGAAUACUACAAAUCCUGUCAUCCAGGGUAUCUCACUGAAGGUGGUUGUCUGCUUUAUAGUUAUGAUGCUGCUGAACCACAAUAUUUGGAAAAAUUGGAUGAAGAAAAACCUUUAUUUGAUCAAUUGUGGCCAGGUCAAUUGAUCAUUCCAAAGUGGAAAUAUUCUGGUAAAUACGUCAAAAUCUUCGCUGUUAUUAUGUUGGCUUGGUUGUAUACCGAUUUACCAGACGUUAUUUCCCCAACUCCAGGUAUUUGUCUAACUAACAACAUUUCAAGAUUAGUUAUCCCAUUAUUAGACAAUUAUCUUGACCAACCUGAAUUGGCUGAUAAAUUGAGAGAAGAAAUCGCACCAAAUUUCUCAUCUGUACUUGCUCAAUGGGCUUUCUUCUUUUUACAUAUUUUGAAAAUUACAAUGUUAACUUUCUUAUUUAAGAUCGGUGUCGCUAAUCCAUUAACUUUUAACGCCUUAAAAAUUUACAAAUUAAGAAAUUUCGAAAUCUCUCACAGAAACGCUGGAAUCAAGGACGUAUUGAAGUCAAUUGGUUGGAUCGGUUCAAGAAAGGCAAGUUACGAUCAAUACCAAGCUAGUUUCUACAAUUAUACAAUUAAGAAACACGGAGGCAUCGUUCAAGCCUACAGAGCAGGUGUUAUCAAAUCUGCUGCCGCACCAGGUAUGCCAUUACACGCUGGCGAAGGUUUCCAAACUCCAUUAAAUGAAAGAUUCACUGGAAAAACUUUUGAAACUAUUGAAAGUGAAAAUCCAAAAUUCAUCUUAAGUGAAGAAUAUUAUGUUGAAGUGGAAAACAAUUUGAAAUCAAUCUUAGAAAAAUGUAACAAUGAUAUUGGUUUAAUGAAUGAAGAAAUCAAAAGAUUCAGAAGAUUCGGUAUCUUUGAACCAAAUGAAAAAAUGCAGCAUUUAGUUAAAUUAAGAAAAGAGGUAUACACCCAAGAAAAGGAACUCGAAGAAAAAGAGAAAGAGUCCAAAGAAGCAAAGAAACAAAAAUAA
Messenger RNA from Kazachstania africana CBS 2517, 1191 nucleotides. It is a transcript of the gene GSF2, whose product is annotated as Gsf2p. The transcript has a single exon. The record is from RefSeq and is a predicted model, not a curated record. The coding region runs from base 1 to 1191 and encodes 396 amino acids. NCBI's taxonomy places the organism in Eukaryota, Fungi, Ascomycota, Saccharomycetes, Saccharomycetales, Saccharomycetaceae.